UCCCAUCCCAAUCCCAUCCCAUUCCAUCCCAAUCCCAUUCCAUCCCAAUCCGUCCCGGCUGCCUGGAGCAGGAUGACGGCCACGGCCACCACUGGCACGCACAAGGUGGCCAGCACCAAGGAGGAGAGGAAGUUAAGGAAACCCCUCAUUGAGCGGAAGCGAAGGGAAAGGAUUAAUAACUGCUUAGACCAGCUGAAGGAGACUGUUGUGGGUGCAUUUCACCUGGAUCAGUCUAAGCUGGAAAAGGCAGACAUCCUGGAAAUGACAGUGAAGCACCUCCAGAACAUCCAGAGCGGCAAGAUGAUGGCCGACUCCAAGGUGGGUCUGGAGGCCCAGCAGCGGUACAGCACCGGCUACAUCCAGUGCAUGCACGAGGUGCACAACCUGCUGCUCACCUGCGAGUGGAUGGACAAGACCCUGGGGGCGCGCCUCCUGAACCACCUGCUCAAAUCCCUGCCCCGCUCCGGGGGAGACGCCUGCAAAGCCGCGCUGAGGUCUCUGAGCCCGGCUCAGCAGCCUCUCCCGGUGCAGAAAAGCCCCCCGAGCCCCAAGGGCGGCACUCGAGGCACAAACCCGUCACAGGAGCGCCUCUACCCUGCCGAAAACAAGCAAGCUUCCAAAAAUCCCUUCCAGCUGCCCUCGCUGUCGGUUUUCAACCAGGUUGAUGCUGCACCUCCCAGACAGGUUCUGCAGCCAAAUUUUUCCCAUAACAACCCCAGAAUGGGGUCGUUAGAUAUGUGGAGACCGUGGUAAAGUGUGUUUUCAAUUUUUUGUCCUAACCUUAGACGCUCUUACUUAUGUAUCUUAUAGAUAUGUUUCUUCAAAACACUUGGGGAGCAAAUCUGUUCCUGUAGGUGUACUAAAGACCCGGGUACUUCAAGCCGAAGUAAACCUACGUGUAGCCUGCAUUGUAGAAGGCUGCUAUUAUUUUUUAUUUAUUUAAUACAUCUAAAUUAUU
This is a messenger RNA of Hirundo rustica (Barn swallow), 958 nucleotides long. Its product is annotated as transcription cofactor HES-6-like. The record is from RefSeq and is a predicted model, not a curated record. Gene Ontology annotation, cellular component: nucleus. The transcript has 4 exons. Gene Ontology annotation, molecular function: protein dimerization activity; DNA-binding transcription factor activity, RNA polymerase II-specific; RNA polymerase II cis-regulatory region sequence-specific DNA binding. Lineage: Eukaryota; Metazoa; Chordata; Aves; Passeriformes; Hirundinidae. Gene Ontology annotation, biological process: anterior/posterior pattern specification; regulation of neurogenesis; regulation of transcription by RNA polymerase II. The coding region runs from base 73 to 753 and encodes 226 amino acids.